CCAGGCCAAUUGUCACCACGUCGCCGAACACACGCUCGCAUCGCCGCCACCGCGAGUCCAUCUCCCAACAAUCCCACCACCCAAUUCUAUCUAUCCACCAAGUCGGAUCAUAACCAAAUACUCACUCUGCUGCCAGUCGGCGCAUAUCGCCCGCCAUGGCAACGAUCCCCAAGUCUACCAACCCUCUCGAUUCCCUCCAACUCCUUCUCAACGACGCGCUCGUGCAAACAGGCAAAGCACUUCGCGCGUCUCGCCGCGAUGAAAACGGCAACCUAAUCUACCAAGGCGCGUUGCAGUCAAAGCUCCCAGACACGGCUAACGCCUUCCACGCCGCUCUCGACGACCUCGACCACAAUAUUAUUCAAGCCAAAUCUGUCCUUCUUCGCGACCUCAAGCAGCUGCGCGCCAAGCAGGCGUCUACGUCUGCCACUUCGCAACAACCGCCGGCGGAGCCAGAGCCUGUCCUGGCGCAGACCAAGUCUCCCAUGGCUAUUGAUAUUGGCUCAUCGCCGCCAACUGCACCUGCACCUGCACCUGCACCUGAAGCAGCACCAGAAAUCAAAGCCGAGCCCGCAGCCGAAACUAUCGACAUCACCAGCGGCACCGAGGACAACAAGAUCGAUCUGGAAGCGUCGCUCGCCGGAUUGACAGACACAAACUUUACUGAUAUGGAGUUUGCGCCACCGAGUGAGCCGACCACGUUUGACAUGGCCAGCUUUGCGCCGACGGAUAACGCGACGGACCUCUUGUCUCUGGAGAACUUGAUGCCAGCCGCGGGCGACGGCAACACCGCACCAGUAGAUGCUACGGCGACGACAGCUGCAGCACCAUCGACCUCAUUGGACGCCGAGUUUGCGGACCUGUUCGAUAACAACGAUGGUCAAGCGGACGGUAUGGAUUUUGACUUUAGUAUUGGGGGAGGAGCUGGUGGCGACGACACGUUUGACGACUUGAUGAAUACCCGUGGCGAGGAUAGUUUCGGUAUGGGCGGUGACGACUUCGAUGCAUCCUUCCUCGGGCUCGACAAGCCCGAGGGAACAUGAUGACACAGCGACUCUCGCUCCCAUCUUUGCUAUUUCUGGUGUUUUUGGUGUUGGCGGGAAUACGGGCACAGGCGUUUUUACAUUGUCCAGGCCAGGACCUCUUUUUUCAUAUCACGGCACUUUUGAUAUGCUAUCUCUUUACAUACUCGUUAUAUUUUCAAGAUCGCUUCUAUGUACAAACAUAUACAAAUUUUCUUUUGAAACUCAUU
This is a messenger RNA of [Torrubiella] hemipterigena, 1252 nucleotides long. NCBI's taxonomy places the organism in Eukaryota, Fungi, Ascomycota, Sordariomycetes, Hypocreales, Clavicipitaceae. The record is from the annotation of a GenBank genome assembly.